AUGAAGUUCACUGGAAUUGCUGCUUCUCUCGCCCUCGCUGGCGCUGUCUCUGCUGCCGCUAUCCCUCGCGACAGCACUGUCUCCACCACUGUUGACGGUCUCGUCAACCAGGUCAACGGCCUUCUCAACAAGAUUGAGCCUGCCGUCUCCGGAGCCGCCCAGGAUGUUGACGGCAGCCUCGACCUCGCCUCCCUGAAGUCCGAGCUUACCUCGAUUCAGUCCCAGCUUGGCGGUCUCCAGGGUCUUCUGCCCAACCUCCCCGUCCUCUCCGGCCUCGGCCUGAAGCGUGACGCCGUCUCUAGCGCUGUCGGCGCUGUCGAGGGUGCUGCUGCCCCAGUUGUCGGUACUGUCGAGGGUGCUGCUGCCCCAGUUGUCGGCACUGCCGAGGGCGUCGCCAACCCUCUCCUCAAGGACUUGACCUCUGCUGCCAAGCGUGACAUCGUCUCUAGCACCGUCGGCACUGUUACCGGCCUCCUCGGAAACCCCCUCAGCACCGUUGAUAACCUCACCCCCCUUGCCAACAACCUCUGCAGCAACAUUGAGAGCAAGGUCCCAUUGCAGCAGACCAUCCACGAGCUCACUGCCCUCACCCAGGGUGUUGCCACCUACGUCGAGCUUCCUCUUGCCCUUGUCCAGCUGUAA
Messenger RNA from Talaromyces rugulosus, 642 nucleotides. RefSeq lists its product as uncharacterized. The record is from RefSeq and is a predicted model, not a curated record. Bases 1 to 642 code for a protein of 213 amino acids. The transcript has 3 exons. NCBI's taxonomy places the organism in Eukaryota, Fungi, Ascomycota, Eurotiomycetes, Eurotiales, Trichocomaceae.